Molecule: messenger RNA, 13046 nt
Organism: Pristis pectinata (smalltooth sawfish)
Lineage: Eukaryota; Metazoa; Chordata; Chondrichthyes; Rhinopristiformes; Pristidae
Gene: acaca
Product: acetyl-CoA carboxylase alpha
Exons: 55
Biological process (GO): fatty acid biosynthetic process
Molecular function (GO): ATP binding; acetyl-CoA carboxylase activity; metal ion binding
Source: RefSeq, a predicted model, not a curated record
GGCUUGGGGGGCGAAGAGGUCAGAGGUGAGUGAACGGCAGUAACCUCCACAAUCACGCCAUCGAGUGAUGCUGCUCCGGCGGAGCCGGCGACAGUCCCGGAGCUGCUCUUCACCACCACCGCUACUCCCCUCCACAUCAGCAUCAAUAUCGGCCGACUGCAGCCGGCGACUCGCUCUGAUUAUUUUCUCUGGAAUGCUGAUUAUCACAAGCUAGAAUGUCGGAUGAAGAUCCAGCGAACAAGCUUCCUCAGCUGCAGCUGAAGUGCCAGCAGUCCAAGUUCAUUAUUGGCUCUGUAUCCGAGGACAACUCUGAGGAUGAGAUCGGAAUGAGCAGCAGCAAAUCGGAUAUUAUGGAGGACAAGGAGCAAUCUUUGUCACCUUCCUCUGUAAACUCUGAUAGUCUGUCUGAUCUGGGUCUGAGCAACGAUGGUUUUCCUCUACAAAUGAGGCCUAGCAUGUCAGGGCUGCACCUGAUGAAGCAAGGAAGGGAUAGGAAGAAGCUUGAACUGCAGAGAGACUUCACAGUUGCUUCCCCGGCUGAAUUCGUAACUCGGUUCGGAGGCAAUAAAGUUAUUGAAAAGGUGCUGAUUGCUAACAAUGGAAUUGCUGCAGUGAAGUGCAUGAGAUCCAUACGACGGUGGUCUUAUGAAAUGUUCAGGAAUGAGCGUGCAAUACGAUUUGUUGUCAUGGUCACUCCAGAAGACUUGAAAGCUAACGCAGAGUACAUUAAAAUGGCAGAUCACUAUGUUCCUGUACCUGGAGGACCAAACAAUAAUAACUAUGCAAAUGUUGAGCUGAUAUUGGAUAUAGCAAAACGCAUCCCAGUCCAGGCUGUGUGGGCAGGCUGGGGCCAUGCCUCUGAGAAUCCAAAACUGCCAGAGCUAUUACACAAACAUGGCAUUGCAUUCAUGGGUCCUCCGAGUCUUGCUAUGUGGGCACUGGGCGAUAAAAUUGCUUCUUCUAUUGUAGCACAGACUGCAGGAAUCCCCACUCUCCCCUGGAGUGGCAGUGGACUGAUAAUUGAGUGGACAGAAACUAAACCUCCAAAACUAAUUGUGAGCGUUCCUCCUGAGCUGUAUGAGAAUGGCUGCAUUGCAGAUGUGGAAAGUGGGAUGAAGGCUGCAGAAGACAUUGGCUAUCCUGUGAUGAUCAAGGCUUCUGAGGGAGGAGGUGGAAAAGGGAUAAGAAAAGUGAACAAUGCUGAGGAUUUUCCAAACCUUUUCAGACAGGUACAAACAGAGGUCCCUGGUUCUCCAAUUUUUGUGAUGAGACUUGCCAAACAUGCACGACAUCUUGAAGUCCAAAUCCUUGCAGAUCACUACGGCAAUGCAAUCUCCUUAUUUGGCCGUGAUUGCUCAGUUCAACGGCGACACCAGAAGAUUAUUGAAGAAGCCCCUGCAACAAUUGCUACCUCAUUAGUGUUUGAAAAACAUGGAGAAGGUUGAUUGCUUAUCUUACAGUGUGCAGUGAAACUGGCAAAAAUGGUAGGCUACGCAAGUGCGGGCACGGUAGAGUAUCUUUACAGUCAAGAUGGCAGCUUCUACUUUCUGGAGUUAAACCCCAGGCUUCAAGUGGAACAUCCUUGCACUGAAAUGGUUGCAGAUGUAAACUUGCCAGCUGCACAAUUGCAGAUUGCCAUGGGAAUCCCUCUGCACAGAAUCAAGGACAUUCGGAUGCUGUAUGGAGUUGCCCCAUGGGGAGAUUCGCCAAUUGAUUUUGAGAAUUCUUCAAAUAUCCCUUGUCCGCGUGGUCACGUGAUAGCUGCUCGUAUCACCAGUGAAAACCCAGAUGAGGGUUUCAAGCCAAGCUCUGGUACGGUUCAGGAGCUGAAUUUCCGCAGCAGUAAAAACGUCUGGGGUUACUUCAGUGUGGCCGCAGCAGGAGGUCUCCAUGAAUUUGCUGACUCUCAGUUUGGACACUGCUUUUCCUGGGGGGAAAACCGAGAAGAGGCCAUCUCCAAUAUGGUGGUGGCACUGAAGGAGCUAUCCAUUCGUGGUGAUUUCAGAACAACAGUAGAAUAUCUUAUCCGAUUGCUGGAAACUGAGAGCUUCCAGCAGAAUAGCAUUGACACUGGCUGGCUGGACCGGCUCAUUGCAGAGAAAGUCCAGGCCGAGAGGCCGGAUACCAUGCUGGGAAUUGUGUGUGGAGCUCUUCAUGUUGCAGAUAAAUCCUUCAGGAACAGUGUGUCCAAUUUUCUUCAUUCGUUGGAAAGGGGACAAGUCUUACCAGCUCAUACUCUUCUGAACACAGUGGAUGUGGAACUCAUUUUUGAAGGGGUGAAAUAUGUGCUGAAGGUUACGCGGCAGUCGCCAAAUUGCUAUGUAGUUAUAAUGAAUGACUCAUUUGUGGAGGUGGAUGUUCAUCGGCUGAGUGAUGGUGGCUUGUUGCUGUCCUAUGAUGGCAGCAGCUACACAUCUUACAUGAAGGAGGAGGUGGACAGGUAUCGCGUUACAAUUGGUAACAAGACUUGUGUGUUUGAAAAGGAAAAUGACCCUUCACUGUUGCGUUCACCCUCAGCGGGAAAGCUGAUCCAGUACACAGUGGAAGAUGGUGGUCACGUUUUCACAGACCAUUGCUUUGCCGAAAUCGAGGUGAUGAAGAUGGUGAUGACACUGGCCGCUCAGGCAUCUGGCUGUAUUCAUUAUGUGAAGCGACCGGGAGCUGCCUUGGAACCAGGGUGUGUGAUUGCCAAGCUGCAACUGGAUGAUCCAAGCAGAGUUCAGCAGGCAGAGUUAUUCACACAACCUCUGCCUAGGCUCCAGAGCUUGGCUCUUCGAGGAGAAAAGCUUCACCGCAUCUUCCAUUAUGUCCUGGAUAAUCUGGGGAAUAUCAUGAAUGGCUUCUGCCUGCCCGAGUCCUAUUUUGAUGUCAAGGUGAAAGACUGGGUGGAAAGAUUAAUGCAAACUCUGAGGGACCCCUCCCUCCCACUCCUGGAGCUGCAGGAUAUCAUGACCAGUGUUGCUGGAAGAAUCCCGCAAGCAGUGGAGAAGGCUAUCAAAAAAGAGAUGGCCCAGUAUGCAAGCAAUAUCACUUCUGUGCUCUGCCAGUUCCCCAGCCAACAGAUUGCCAAUAUUCUGGACAGUCAUGCUGCAACACUAAAUAGGAAAUCAGAGCGGGAAGUUUUCUUCAUGAAUACACAGAGCAUUGUUCAGCUGGUGCAGAGAUAUCGGAGUGGAAUUCGGGGUCACAUGAAAGCUGUUGUCAUGGAUCUUCUUCGACAGUAUUUGAAGGUGGAGAUAGAAUUCCAGCAAGGGCAUUAUGAGAAAUGUGUCUUUAUUCUUCGAGAAGACCAUAAAGGAGACAUGACUACAGUCCUGAACUACAUCUUCUCUCACGCCCAAGUCACCAAGAAGAACCUUCUUGUUACAAUGCUUAUUGAUCAGUUGUGUGGACGGGAUCCUACCCUGACUGAUGAGCUGAUUGUUAUUCUAACGGAGUUAACACAACUAAGCAAGACCACCAAUGCAAAAGUGGCUCUCCGAGCUCGGCAGGUUCUGAUUGCAUCACACUUGCCCUCUUAUGAGCUGCGCCACAAUCAGGUGGAGUCCAUCUUCCUCUCGGCUAUUGAUAUGUAUGGGCAUCAGUUCUGCAUCGAAAACCUUCAGAAGCUCAUCCUGUCAGAGACAUCCAUCUUUGAUGUUCUUCCCAAUUUCUUCUAUCACAGUAACCAGGUGGUGAGAAUGGCAGCACUGGAGGUUUAUGUUAGAAGAGCCUACAUCGCAUAUGAGUUGAACAGUGUACAGCAUCGCCAGUUGCAGGAUGGAACCUGCAUUGUGGAAUUUCAAUUCAUGUUGCCCACAUCCCAUCCGAACAGAGGGAACAUCCCCACACUUAACAGAAUGUCUUUCUCCUCAAACUUGAACCAUUAUGGGAUGUUCCACGUCGCAAGUGUGAGUGAUGUUCUGCUCGACACUGCUUUCACUCCGCCUUGCCAGCGAAUGGGAGCAAUGGUCGCCUUUCGUACCUUUGAAGAUUUUGUCAGAAACUUUCAGGAUGUGACGAGCUGCUUUUCUGACUCACCGCCUUCAAGCCCAACCUUUCCGGAAUCGGGGCAUGCCUCCCUUUAUGAUGAAGAUGACAACAAGAGUACAAGAGACGAACCCAUUCAUAUCCUCAAUGUGGCUAUUAAGAUUGAUAAUGACACUGAUGAUGAUGGCCUUGUGACAAUGUUUGGGGAGUUCAUGCACUCCAUGAGAUCGAUUCUGUUUGACCACGGUAUUCGGCGCCUGACCUUCCUUGUGGCACAGAAGGAUUUCCGGAAGCAGUGUAAUUAUGAGGUGGAUCGGAGAUUCCAUAGAGAAUUCCCAAAGUUCUUCACCUUCCGAUCAAGAGACAAGUUUCAGGAAGACCGGAUUUACCGACAUCUGGAGCCUGCCUUGGCUUUCCAACUGGAGCUGAAUCGAAUGCGGAAUUUUGACCUAACUGCAAUGCCGUGUGCCAAUCACAAAAUGCAUCUAUAUCUGGGUGCUGCAAAGGUGGAGGCAGGAAUCGAGGUUACAGACUACAGGUUCUUUGUACGAGCCAUUAUCCGGCACUCGGACUUGGUCACUAAGGAAGCUUCUUUUGAGUAUCUACAAAAUGAGGGUGAACGUUUAUUGCUGGAGGCUAUGGAUGAGUUGGAAGUGGCAUUUAACAACACUAACGUUCGAACAGACUGCAACCAUAUCUUCCUCAAUUUUGUUCCCACUGUUAUUAUGGAUCCUUCAAAGAUUGAAGAGUCUGUGCGUAGCAUGGUGAUGCGAUAUGGCAGUCGUCUCUGGAAGCUGCGAGUGCUUCAGGCUGAGUUGAAAAUAAAUAUUCGCUUGACACCCACUGGGAAGGCAAUUCCAAUCAGGCUGUUUCUGACCAAUGAGUCUGGUUACUACUUGGAUAUCAGUCUGUACAAGGAGGUGACUAACUCCAGGACUGGUCAGAUCAUGUUUCAGGCCUAUGGGGAUAAACAGGGACCAUUACAUGGAAUGCUUAUCAACACACCUUAUGUUACCAAAGACUUAUUGCAAUCUAAGAGGUUUCAAGCACAAUCCCUUGGAACAACUUAUGUGUACGACUUGCCCGAAAUGUUCCGACAGUCUUUAAUCAAACUAUGGACCUCAAUGGAAGUUCAGGCCUAUUUACCUCCCAUGCCUGCAGAGCUCCUGACGUUCACAGAGUUGGUGCUAGACAGUCAAGGUCAGCUGGUACAGCUGAAUAGACUACCUGGUGGCAAUGAGAUUGGUAUGGUGGCCUGGAAGAUGCACCUGAAGUCACCAGAAUGCCCAGAUGGUCGUGACAUCAUUGUCAUAAGCAAUGACAUCACUCACAGGAUUGGGUCCUUUGGGCCACAGGAGGACCUCCUGUUCCUGAGAGCUUCGGAACUUGCCAGAACUAAAGGCAUCCCGCGCAUAUACAUAGCAGCAAACAGUGGAGCAAGGAUUGGAUUGGCGGAGGAAAUUCGACACAUGUUUCAUGUAGCCUGGGAAGAUCCUGCUGACCCAUAUAAGGGAUACAAGUACCUGUACCUCACACCCCAGGACUAUAAGAAGGUCAGUGCACUGAACUCUGUCCAUUGUGAACAUGUUGAGGAUGAAGGAGAGUCAAGAUACAAAAUAACAGACAUCAUUGGAAAAGAAGAGGGCCUGGGAGUGGAGAAUCUCAGAGGAUCAGGAAUGAUAGCGGGAGAAUCAUCCUUAGCUUAUGAGGAGAUUAUCACCAUGAAUUUGGUCACCUGCCGUGCAAUUGGCAUUGGUGCAUACCUUGUAAGACUGGGACAGAGAACUAUCCAAGUAGAAAACUCGCACAUCAUUUUAACUGGAGCUGGAGCCUUGAACAAGGUGCUAGGUCGAGAGGUGUAUACAUCCAACAACCAGCUGGGAGGGGUCCAGAUCAUGCACAACAAUGGUGUGACCCACACAACUGUCUAUGAUGACUUUGAGGGAGUUGUCAUCCUCCUUCAGUGGCUGUCCUACAUGCCAAAGAAUGUAUCAAGUUCUGUGCCCAUCCUCAAACCCAAGGAUCCCAUUGAUAGAGUUAUUGAGUUUGUUCCUACAAAAGCCCCUUAUGAUCCUCGGUGGCUGCUUGCUGGACGAUCUCACCCAACGCAAAAAGGACAAUGGCAGAGUGGCUUCUUUGACAACGGAUCUUUCAUGGAAAUCAUGCAACCCUGGGCACAGACAGUGGUGGUAGGAAGAGCCAGAUUGGGUGGAAUACCUGUAGGAGUAGUUGCUGUGGAAACCAGGACAGUAGAGUUAUCAAUCCCAGCAGAUCCUGCAAACCUGGAUUCAGAAGCAAAGAUAAUCCAGCAAGCUGGGCAAGUUUGGUUCCCUGACUCUGCCUUCAAAACUGCUCAAGCCAUUAAGGACCUGAAUCGAGAAGGGCUUCCCCUGAUGGUGUUUGCCAAUUGGCGAGGUUUCUCUGGUGGAAUGAAAGACAUGUAUGAUCAAGUACUAAAGUUUGGUGCGUACAUUGUCGAUGGGUUGCGAGAGUACAGGCAGCCUGUGCUUGUGUACAUCCCCCCACAUGCAGAACUGCGAGGUGGCUCGUGGGUAGUCAUUGACACCACCAUCAACCCCAGGCACAUGGAGAUGUAUGCAGACAAGGAAAGCAGAGGUGGUGUACUGGAGCCAGAGGGGACAGUAGAGAUCAAAUUCCGGAAAAAAGACUUGGUGAAAACAAUGCGAAGGGUGGACCCUGUCUACAUGAACCUGGCUGAGCGUUUGGGCACCCCGGAGCUGAGUUCGUGUGAGCGGAAGGAGCUGGAGACAAAACUGAAAGAGAGGGAGGAGUUUCUAUUACCCAUAUAUCACCAGGUUGCUGUGAAGUUUGCUGACCUUCAUGAUACACCAGGUCGCAUGCAAGAAAAGGGGGUCAUCACGGACAUCUUGGAUUGGCCAACAUCGCGUACAUUCUUCUACUGGCGUCUGCGCAGACUGCUACUGGAAGAUACAGUGAAGAAAAAGAUCCUGGAUGCAAACUCUGAACUGACUGAUGGGCAGAUUCAGGCUAUGCUUAGACGUUGGUUUGUGGAGGCUGAAGGCGCUGUGAAGGCCUAUCUGUGGGAUGACAACAAGGAUGUGGUGGAAUGGCUGGAGAAGCAACUGCUGGAGGAGGAGGGAGCUCGGUCGGUCAUUGACGAGAACAUUAAGUACAUUUGCAGAGAUUACAUCCUCAAACAGAUUCGGAGUCUGGUGCAGGCCAAUCCUGAAGUUGCCAUGGAUUCUAUUGUUCACAUGACUCAACACAUCUCCCCCACUCAGAGAGCUGAAAUUGUGCGCAUUCUGUCAACAAUGGAUGCCCCUGCUUCAACAUAGAGGACACACAGACUGGAUUCUGCAGCAGGCUGACAGGGGCACUGCCUCUGCCUUUCUAUUGCAACAGCCAUACAGACAAAGAUGUUCAAAAUUAUGGAGAGUGGAACCCCAAGCACAGAAAUGUGGACAUCGGCCUGUUGUUGACAUUUUUAAUAAUUUACAAUUUGUAUCUCAGAUGUACAAUGAGGAUAAAUUUAAUUUAACCACAUGUAGAUUGUGACGUGAUAUAAAUGUCUGUAUUCCUGGCACUGCAUUGUACCCUCAAUUCUCAUGGCCUUGUGAAAGGUACUGGAUUUGCCUUAAAGAUACAGAUACAGGUGAAGGUAGAGGAUCACUUAAACUGCCAGCAAUCAAAUCUGUACACUAAACCACUCAGUUCCUUUUCAGGCAUGUAGUACAUUAUGGUUUGCAGUGCUAGUUAACUGUGCAAUCAGACUAGAAUGCUCCUAGUUUGUGAAAAUAUUUUAAUAAUUCGUGUAACCCUCAUUAUUCUAAUUGCUGCUGUAGAUGUUUCUGAAAGAAAAUUAAAACAGAAACUGACAUGGAAGAAGUUAAACAGCCAAGUGAAAGUUGUACCAGUUCUAACCAAUCCCUACAACUUGCCAUUAGCCAAGUGUCUGGAAAAGUGGAGCCCCAUGCUCUUAAGUAAGGAACUACAAAGACAUGUAUACAAGAGGGCAGAGAUGAGAGUCUUAUGUUGAAAUAAAAGCCAUCAGAUACAGUUCAUUCCCAACUAUGUGGCAAUUUGAAUUUUCAUUGAUGGGCACUGCUGAAUGAUUGACAGGUGGAUCCUGUUCACGUUUGUGCAGCCAGACCAAUUUUAAGGGGAAGGGGUUGCCUUUAAAUUUAUAGGGGGCGAAGGAGCUGCUGGCUAUUUUAAACCAAUUUGCUGUUAGGAUAAAAAAAAAUUAGUUUCCCUGUUUCUCCAUAUGCCUUGUAAUAGCCAAAUCCAACAAGAAAACACAAUAAGAAGUCAUGAAAUGUCAGGAGUAAUCUGUGAAAGGAAUGUCAGCAUUUUCCCUUUAGCUGUGGCGUUGAAAGAAGUGGCUGCAGUUUGAAUGCACAAGGGUGAGGAGGAAGAUCUAAAUCGACAAGAAUUGUUAUUCACUUCAGUACGGUAGCGUAGUGGUUAGCGCGACACUAUUACAGCGCCAAGCGAUCGGGGUUCGAUUCCCGUCACUGUCUGUAAGGAGUUUGUACAUUCUCCUGUGUCUGCGUGGGUUUCCACCGGGUGCUCUGGUUUCCUCCCACAUUCUAAAGACGUACGGGUAGGUUAAUUUGGGGUUUAAAAUGGGCGGUGCGGACUCACUGGGCCGGAAGGGCCUGUUAGCACGCUGUAAAUAAAAAAAAUUUUAAUAAAUUGUAGCAGUGGCUUGUAGUUUAACCCUUGUUAUUAUCUCCUGUAAGAUUUAAGGGAACAUUGCACCUUAAAAAAAAUCAGUCUAAAAUAACUUGUUUCAAAUUAAUUUUGCCUUCAAUCCAUGGGUUAAGAAAUGGUACCUCACCGCAGUAAAUUUCUCAGUAUUCUCCCAAUGUGUCAGGGGAAACAAGAAUGUGCAUUCAGUGCAAACCUUAAAUAUUUAGAAACAGAAAGCAGAAGCAGGAGUCGGCCAUUCAGCCCUUCUUACCUGCUCCACCGUUCAACACAAUCAUGGCUAUUCGUGCACUUCAGUGCCCUUUUCCCGCCUUCUCCCCAUAUCUCUGUCCCUUUCACAUUAAGAAAUGUACCCACCUCCUUGUACUGUAUGUGUUUAAUGAUGUGGCCUCCACUUCCUUUUGUGGUAGAAUAGUCCACAGAUUGACCUCUCUCUGGGUGAAGAACUUUCUCUUGAAAUCCGUUGUAAAUGACACAGCCCCUGACCUUGGACUCUGUUCCCUGCUGCUUUCAACCAUCAGGAACAUCCUCCCUGGAUCUCUUUUGCCUAGGCCUGUUAUAAUUUGAUGGGUUUCUAUGGGAUCUUUCUUCUGUACUCUAGUGAAUAGACACUCUGUGGCAAGAACAUCCUUCCUUAAAUAAGGAGACCAAAGCUGCAUAGGAAACUCCAAAAGGAGGUGUCAUCAGACCCUGUACAAAUGCAGCAAGACAUCCUUGCUUCUGUGAUCAAAUUUUCCUGCAACAGAGCCUGCCUAACUCUUGGCUGAACCUGAGCACUUUCUUUCAGCGACUGACACACAAUAUUUCCAAAUAACCAGGUCUGGAAGAGCUUUCACAAAGAUAUAAUGUGCAAAUUUUAACCAUGAGUGAAUGGCUUUCAGUGGACUGCUGGGUAGGGUGGUCAGUUCAUGGUUGAAUUUGGCUGCUUGUAAAAUUGGUGUGACUGCACAAACUAUUUGUUUCCACAAGCUAUUGAGGGCGAGUUGAAGACUGUGAUGUAGCAGUGCUGUGCAUCCAGCCUGAUUUUUCUCAAUUUCUUAAUCUCCCUGAUGACCCCCCCCAAUCCAUACAUGGGGGAGGGGAGAGCAGGAGAGACACAGUGGUCUACCUGGGAACAGCUUCCUUCUGAUUCAGCUUGAAGGGUGGGAGAAGGGAAAGUGAAGAGUUGUUACUGUACACCUAGCUUUAAUCUCUCUCAACUCUGAGCAGUGUGGGUGUAGGUCCACACCAGCAAGUGAACAAGGCAGAUGGAUUUGUAGCUUCAGUGACUCAAGUAAAGGUUCAGAUUAGCAAGUCUUAAGAUUUUGAGCCUCACAACAAAGUAAGAUACCAGUUCAGACUGUCGUGUUCACCGUCUUUCUGCUUUGUUCUUAAGAUUUUUUUAAUAUAACAAUCCUAUUUAGGUGCAGUCCUUCCAUUUCACAACUGCCUGCCAGCAUUUGCUGCUUUGAUGUAUUGCGCACAAGUGGGGAGCCUUUCUGAAUGCAAGUAGAAACAACCUGAAGAAAAGGUUUACAGUUUCAGUGCAGCAGUCGCUCAGAAAAUCCUCCCAGAUUGGUGUAAAUGGGUGCUUGAAGUUCAGCACAGACUUGGUGGGCUGAAGGGCCUGUUUCUGUGCUGUAUAACUCUAGAAUUCUAUCAAUGAUAAGUCAGAUAAGCUGAAACAGAAAUAUUCAAGGGUCAUUUUUUUUGACACCUGUUGAAGCCAUUCCUGUAACUUUUAACUGCAAACAGCAUCUGUUUAACGAGACAGCUUUGUAAUUAAUUGCCUAUUUUACAGAGGUCUUUCUUUUAGGUAAUACCCAAGGAUUUCUGCUUGGGCUUUGAAAAUGAUUAAUUAUUAUAUUUUAUAAAUGUAUUAGAACUUUGAUAAAAGGCAGAGUAUCUUGUGCUUCGAUUGGCUUAUAGUAAGGUUUGAUUAACUUAUGGUAGGGUUUAUAUAAAUUUUAUUUAAUGCCACAUUUAUUAUUGAUGGCGGUACAGUUUGUGGUAUUUGUGUUGGACCUUUUUUCAUUAUUUACAUCAUCAAUCAUUUUUAAGGCCCAUCACUCCUCCCCUCCAGUAGGGGUUGCUGCAUUCAAAUGUCACUUCCACACUCAAAAUCGAAUUCUCUGGGUUGCAGUGAAGGGAAUGCAAUGGGAAGAGAGAAAGGCAGUUAUUUCAGUGAUCGGGUUUGUUGUACGAGUCAGUUGUGAUGCAGGUGGGAAAACUGCUCUUGAGCAGUAAGUGCAAAAUGACUUCUCCUUGCCUGCCUUUAUUUCACAGUGCCUAUGGUAAGACUGAUUUCACCCAAUAAAUAGAUGGCUACAAAGCUGGAGUUUCACUCAGUCUCUGUUGUGGUAAACCACUGUGGACAAUUGGCUGCUGCUGCGACUGUGGGAAACUGCCUGUUGUUUAGAGGGAAGUGAUAUUGUAUCCAAACAGGUACGAACUUCUCAGACACUAAUCUCAACUAUAGUGGGGUGGGAGAGAAACACUACAGCAUUUUUUUGUGUUUCAUUAGUCCAUAUCCAAAAAUUGCCUUUAAGGUUUGAGUGGAAAAUGACAUUCACAAUGUGGUGGUGUAAAUUAUAAAUACCACAGUUCUGUUUUGGAUUCAUAUUUCUCAUGAUAAUGCUUAUACUUUUAACCUGUAUACCAAAGCACUCUCAUACUGAGCAUUAGAAUUGACUUGGAACUUCUGGUGUGUGCUGAUAAUGGAGCAAACGCUAAGGUGAGCAAAAUAGGAGGUCAAAUUCCUGUGCAGAUGAAAUGGUGCAGGUCUUGUGAACAAAAUGAUAUUUUCAGAAAUUCUACAUUCCAAAUUUGUUGUAGCGGUAAGCAAUAUUAAAAGUAAAAAUAAACAAUCAAUCCCCCACAUUUCCUUAAGGAAUUCUCGGACUAGAGUCACAUCAGCUUUUGGAUUAGGGACAGAACAUUCAAGCAACGGUGGAUGUUUGGUUGCAUUGAUGUGGGUUAACAUUUUUUUAGCUGGAGUCCGAAGAAGUGAUUAGUUCAUAGAAUAUUAAAUUAACAGUUUAUGUAAAGCUUGCUGCAUGUUAACGUAAAGCAGUGAGCCCAACUUUGUUAGGUGUGCAUUAAUAGAAGGUCUGUUAGAGAGGUUCCACCCCAACCAUGAUGGGCUGAAGGGCCUCUCUCAAGACUUCAGUGUCUUCCCUUGCCCACAGAUCCUAUUCGAGCUGGGACACAGAAACACACCUAGGAAUUCUUCAGCUGGUGAACACUUCACCCAGUAGCACAUCAUAUUAUAUUCUGUCUCUGAAAUGUAAAUGGCAUGAAUUUUGGAGGCAGGGUCAGUGUGUUGGUUUACUGUGCAGCUUAGCCCUAUCAAGCAAGGAUACAUUUCUGACUGGUUGGCUUCACUGUGGGCUCAGGCAGAAUUAAUACUGUUGCUUCUUUCGAAUCAUCAUGUUUUGCAGACACCCUCCAUUUCUCACUGAGAAAAAGCAGAAGCAUCCCCUGGGUUUGUGUUUUGGAAUGGGGGGAGGGGGAAGGGGGUGCCUGUUGAGAGGUUUUGCACCUCUGCCCCAUUUUGCUGAUGUGGGAUACUGGUUUGAAUUUUGCAAGUGUUGAAAUAAGUGGAGUACAGGGAGUUCAAAUAGUGACUUGGAUCUGGCAGAAGAAUUGCAGGAGCCUUCUUGGCAGCUGAUGGGCUACAGAGUAGAAGCCAGCAUAGUUGAUGCACAAACUAAGUAUUUAUUUCAUGGAAGGGGUGGCUGCCUGUGCCUUUCUCACCCAUGGAGCAGAAACCAGCAGUUGAGUGCUGUUUUCCAUUAAGGUGUGUAGCUGGCAAAAGCUAAGACCACAAGGCAGCACACUUCUCCCAAAGGUCUGAGUUGGCUCAUGCUACCCUGUCACCACAGAAUUACUGCAGCAGUAUACCACGGGCUUUAGUCGAAACAAAUGUUGAGAUUUUGAUGAAAGCGGACGAGAGCUGUGUAACUAUGUUAAAGAAACACUGGUCUGUGGCUCUGCACUUGGCAGGUUUCAGCAAAAGUACAAACAGCAAUUAAUCUGGGCCUCAGUGUUGGCACUUGGGCAUGCUGACCAAUGAUCCUUAGUGGACGUUCACUGUCUAACAUGAAUAGCCAGAUAGGGGAGGUGCCAAUGACCACAAUAAUAAAGGUAUCCUAAUAAAAGUGCAACUAAAGCUAGGAGGAGAGAACAAAACUGGGUUUUAGAGCAACUCUAAACUUUGAUUGUACACAAAGGUACUUGACAGAGGGGUGAAUACACAAGGAAAUUAGUUGCAUUACAGUGUAGAAAGAAUCUUGUUCUCUCUCAAAGCUGAGGAUCAAAGUAGUAAUGUUUUCUAAUUUGAGGCUUUUGUACCUUCUUCAAUCUCGAGAGUAUGGAAAAGAUCAAAAUAAAAAAAAUUAAAUUGA